UUAAUUAAAAAUUAAAUAAAUAUUAAGAUGGUUUUUCAUUGUUGUGUGAAAGGUUGUGUAAAAACACAGAAGGAUAUUAGUUUACAUGUGAUUCCUAAGAAUUUUGAGAAGUUUAAAAAUUGGACAAUAGCGAUUGGUCGAACGGACAUCGAAUACUCGAAACGUGAAAACUAUCGUGUUUGCGAUUUACAUUUCGCCGACGAAAUGAAACUCCAUUCUUCAAUAGGAAAAUUACGAACUAACUUAAAGCCUAAUGCUUUUCCUAGCCUCCACUUAAUUAGUUCACAAUUUUUGCAUGCAGAGACCUUGAACAUAAAUUUGAACAAAACUGCAUCAAAACGACCUGGUGAGUGA
Chrysoperla carnea is the source of this 354-nucleotide messenger RNA. RefSeq lists its product as uncharacterized. Bases 28 to 354 code for a protein of 108 amino acids. The transcript is spliced from 3 exons. NCBI's taxonomy places the organism in Eukaryota, Metazoa, Arthropoda, Insecta, Neuroptera, Chrysopidae. The record is from RefSeq and is a predicted model, not a curated record. Gene Ontology annotation, molecular function: sequence-specific DNA binding.